GUUAUUUUUGGAAAUUAGGGUUUAACGUUUAGGGUUCUAAGCUCUGAGCGUUAUAGCAUUCUAAGGAAGCCGCCUACUGUCAGGAAACCCUGUCGUCGGAGCCUAUCGUUUCUCUGCGAGAUGGCUUUUUGGGGAGUUGAAAUCAAGCCUUCUAAACCACACAGCCAUAAUUUCGACCAAUCACGCGGCAGGCUUCGUAUAUCUCAGGCAACGCUGGGGGAUGGAAAGUCUACAUCUAAGAGCACUGUGCAGUGCAAUGUAGGCAACAAAAGCCCCGUUUUGCUGUGCAGUUUGAUUCCCAAUGUAUCUGAAACUUGCCAUUUGGAAUUGGAGUUUGAGGAUGAUGAAGAAGUUAUCUUCUCUGUUCUUGGGCAGAGAAGCGUCCACCUAACUGGAUAUUAUCUCGGUCAUGGGCCUAGCUUGGAUGGAAAUGAUACUGAAUCUUAUGGGGAGGAUAUUGCUGAAUCUGAUACUUCUGAUAGCUGCAGUUAUGGCAGUGAAGAUGAGUAUGAGUCUGAUUUUAUAGAUGAUGCUGAUGUUGCAAUUUAUACUGAUUCUCAGAGGCCCAAAAGCAGCGUUGUGAUUGAGGAGAUUGAAGAUGAUGACAAACAACAGCGUAACUUCCGUCGCCUAAAAAAGAAACAAGAGAUUAGUGACUCCGAGGAUGCUCAAUUCGGAUCCAAACAAAUAGUGGUGAGGAACCAAGAAUCUUCAAAAGUAGAAAGCGAAGAUGAAGAUGGUUUUCCCAUUUGUUUCCCCGUCGAGAGUAAAAGUUCCAAAAAGAAGAAGAUAAAUCAUGAUAAGAAAACAAAGAUUGAUGCUGUUGGUCAAGAUACUAUUCUUAUUAGUGACGCGGCUCGUGAUUCCGCAAUUCCUAUUGAAACUGAAUCUAAAAAUAAUGAAAAAUCAAAGAAAAGGAAGGGGAAGGAUGAAACGUGCUGUGUAGGAUCUGAGAACAAUGAGAAACAGAAUAAACAAAAGGAGAGUACCAACAUGGAGAACAGAUCUGAAAAUGAUGCUCAUAUUACAAUUAAUGAAGUUGAAGAACAUGCUAAGCAAAAUGGAGUUAAAGAUACUGAGAAUGAUUGUGAAUCUGCUCCUGUUCUGCCUGCUGAUUCUGAGAACACCAAGCAUAGCAAGACAAAAUCCAAAAAAAGAAGAAUUAGGGAUGAACCGGUGUCCGAUACGAAAGACUAUAGUAAGGACGACAAAAUUGACACGGAUAACAUGCCUGAAGGGGACGGGAUGCCGAUUGAUAACGACGCCAUCCCUGCGGCUGCAGAUGAAAAUGCUGUGAAGAGAAAGAAAAAGAAAAAUAGGAAAAAGAAUAGUUAUUCGGAUAUAAAACACGAGUUAGAAAAGGAGAAAGCUGGCCCGGCGAAUGGUGUCGAGGAAUCGUUGCACGGAUCUCAAGCUAUCAAAACUAGAACUUUUCCUAACGGUCUUAUUGUGGAGGAAGUUUCCAUGGGUAAACCAGACGGUAAAAAGGCGUCUCCUGGAAAAAAGGUAUCAGUCCGCUAUAUUGGCAAAUUAAAAAACGGAACUAUUUUCGAUUCGAACAUCGGCCAGAAGCCCUUCAAGUUCCGACUUGGCAUAGGUGAAGUAAUCAAGGGAUGGGAUAUAGGUGUUAAUGGCAUGUGUGUUGGUGAUAAGAGAAGGCUCACUAUUCCACCUUCAUUCGGUUAUGGGGCUAAAGGUGUGGGGAAGAUUCCACCAAACUCUUGGCUUGUUUUUGAGGUGGAAUUGAUUGAUGUGCAGUGAAAGAAACACUGCAUAGUUUUAGAGGUACUACACUAAUGCUAUUGAGUGGCUAUUUUUUGUCCUGUUUUGUGGAGAGUUAAGCAAGCAGCAAGAGUUGCCACAAUUUUGUUUCUGAACAUUUUGAUCAUAAUGUUAUUCAAAUUUGCAACUCA
Messenger RNA from Phalaenopsis equestris, 1913 nucleotides. Its product is annotated as peptidyl-prolyl cis-trans isomerase FKBP53-like. The transcript is spliced from 12 exons. Gene Ontology annotation, molecular function: peptidyl-prolyl cis-trans isomerase activity. NCBI's taxonomy places the organism in Eukaryota, Viridiplantae, Streptophyta, Magnoliopsida, Asparagales, Orchidaceae. The coding region runs from base 121 to 1761 and encodes 546 amino acids. The record is from RefSeq and is a predicted model, not a curated record.